Messenger RNA from Octopus bimaculoides (California two-spot octopus), 6918 nucleotides. Its product is annotated as sushi domain-containing protein 2. Gene Ontology annotation, biological process: cell-matrix adhesion. Lineage: Eukaryota; Metazoa; Mollusca; Cephalopoda; Octopoda; Octopodidae. The record is from RefSeq and is a predicted model, not a curated record.
CUAUACAUUAGUCAAGCCUCUGAUAUUCAGAUAUCAGUCAUUCACUAAAGCUACUUCUACUAUUUUGCUUUACUGAUGGACGGCCGUCACCGGCCUAGUCCGUUCCGAGUUGUCAGGACAGGACAAACUUCUUCCGCACUGGCUGAGAAUGAACCCCCUCUGCUAGUGACCAACAUUAACACUAACUGCAACAAUAGGAGUCCAGCGACAUGAGAGAAAUAGAACUCGUGGCAAACGACGAACGAAACAACGGUAAAAAGAAGAAAUUUGACAAAGGAUCUUAUUACCAUUUCUACUACUACUACUACUACCGCCACCACCAUUACUACGACUAUAACUACGCUAACUGUGCUUUACGACUGACAAGCCACAACCAGCAUCACAGGAACAGCUAUGCCGAAGUCUUCGUGAAUUCGGCAAAACUUUACAAACUUAUUGACUGUUGCUCGCUGCUAGUGAGUUUGGUCUUUUGGUACCCUACCAAAGGCACAGCCACUAGUACAGCAGCAGUAGUAGCAACAUCGCUGCAGUUACCGUUAUUAUUUAUAUUAUUAUCAUUACAAUCGUGGACAGUCAGUGAAUCUGUCAACAUUCAUAACAAACCCAUAGAAUUCGACAAACAGGAAGGCCACAUCGUUAAGUGUUGUUGUAUCUACGAUAACAAUAAGCCCGAGUAUUGGAGGUUAUCACCGACGUCCGUCGCCAGGUGCCCGGCGGCUUUUGACGGUGGUGACCUGGGGGCUUGUCGGUGAUCCUGCCGUGUUCGAUCGCUGCUUCUGACCCCUUCUCGAACUACCGGCAUUAGGAUGUAAAUGUUGCUGCGCUGCUACAGUGUGUGGUGGUUUAGUCGAGCACUGCCGCUUCAUGCCGAGUCGGGAGUUUAGUAAUGUGUUCAGAUGUGUUGAAGACAACAGCCACAGCGUUCCGACAAUUCAGUCAGGUUAACAACUCCAUUCUCAUCUCUGUGCUUCUCUUACUCACUUUUAGCCAGGGACUCGGCUGUAUGUCUCUUCCUUUGUCCGAAUUCUUCCCAUUCAACAAUACAACUUACGGUUUUAAUACCACCGAAAUUUCAGACGAUGGCUCAUCGCCAGCUAUUAGGAUUACCAAUGUUGGCAAAGACGGCAAGCAUGGAUUUCCUCUCUUUCAGAAUCAUUACGAAACUUUAUACGUGAACACUAAUGGAAUAAUAUCAUUCACUUAUAAAGAAAGUUCAUACACUCCUGUAGACUUUCCCCGGAAUAAUUCCUUCCCAGUGAUUGCUCCAUUUUGGGCAGAUAUUGACAUUGAAAGUGUCGGUGGCACUGUCUACUACUUGGAAUCUAGUGACGAAAAUUUGUUGGCUUUAGCCUCUGCAGAAGUUCGUAAAUAUUUUCCCUAUCGUAGGAAUUACAAUGCAAAGUGGAUAUUCAUUGCAACAUGGUACAAUGUCGGAUAUUACCAGGCUAGAGAUCUUAAGAAAAAUUUGAGAAAUACAUUCCAAGCUGUUCUCAUUACCGACUGGGAACAAUCAUUUGCUAUUUUCAACUACAACAAAAUUCAGUGGGUAUCACGCAAGAACCAGACGUCGAGUGGCUCAAGAGAAGUGCAGAUUUCAGAUGCUGCAAUGGCUGGACUUGAUGCAGGAAACGGUGCUGCACAUUACCAGAUCGAAGGAACCCGAUCUGCCCUCAAUAUCUCACAGAGCAGCAAUAUUGGUACACCUGGUAAAUGGUUCUUCCGGAUUGAUCUGACCGACGUUCAGUUUGAACCUUGCAUGGACGAGAAAUUAUCAGUAACUCCAAGAUUCGGACAUAUGCUUGGUGGCCAGCCCUUAACUCUUUAUGGACUUUGCUUUCCACAAGUUGAAUCAUUCACUGCAGUAUUUAAGGAACUCAAUAUUACAUUCCCAUGUAUGGUCAAAGACAUUCUCAUAGCAAGCUGUGUCACCCCCAUGCUUUAUACCACUGGGGAUUUUACCUUGAAUCUUAACUUCACACCAAAACAGAGCAUGUUUGAAGAGAAAUUUUCUGUUGUAAACUUUGCCAUGGCAGUACCACGAGUAAUACGUGAGCAACCCCGUCGAUGGAUAAUUGGAAGCGAAGUUUUCAUAUCAUGGAAUGCAAGUGAACUUCCUUCUUCUAAAUUCCGUGUUGACCUUUUAGGAUUAGAGUUAAAUGGUAGUUUUUUUAAAUGGCACUUGGUGAAGAAUUUCCACAGCACUGGUGAACACAGCAUGACGUUGGCUCUAGAAGAUAACCUGUUGAACUAUAGUACAGCUAUCAUACGAGUCCUUGAAGAUGACAAUCGGCGGCAGCUAAGUUUUCCAGUUACUCUUUGGUCUGACAUGUUUCCUGUCAAUGGUGGAGAGAAAAAUUCUCAAGAAAGAUGUGAAAGAUGGUUGGCAGAAGACCACCCCAAUUUAGAUAUUAACCCCAACAUGUGUCCAUGUGCGUUACGGCAAGCAAGUCGGGACACAAGCCGUUAUCAAAAAGAUCCCCUUUGUAAUACUAAUUCCCCAAACAAAGCCCUCAAUUGUAUAUAUCAUCCAAAAGCUACUGAAUGUGUCAUUUUAAACUCACAGAGUACAACCAAUGCAGGCCAGUCGUGUUGCUAUGGUGGCAGAAACAACAGUUUACUAGAGUGGCAGUCUCAUUCAGACUGUGGUUAUGUUUACCGAUAUAACAACCAAGCUCAGGGAGAUGGAAUCGUGCCACACUUAACACAUUUCGAGUCAGAUAUUAUACCAUUCUUACACUGCUGCAUGUACUCAGGAAAACAGAAACUGUGCCAGAAAUUCUUCCAAUGGAGACCUGCUACCAAAUGUAACGCUUACAAUCCUCCAUCGCCUGCGCAGGCAGCUGGUGACCCUCACCUGGUAACGUUAGAUGGCAAGAAGUACACAUUCAAUGGUCUGGGUGAGUUCAUUCUGCUGCAGGACAAAAGCAAAUCUGUUGUGAUCCAGGUGAGAGCUGCCCAAGCUCGUGAUAUUGAUGAUAAACUACAAAAUGCCACGGUGUUUACUGGGAUAGCUAUGAAAAUGAAAGGCAUAUCAGAAAUAAUUGAAAUUGAAAUUAAUGAGCAGACUAAUUAUAGACUGCUGCUUGAUGAGAAAGAAUAUAAAUAUGAAAAACUUGAAUUUCAAGGACUGACAAUCAACAUCCAUGAGAACCAUGAGAACUCCACAGACAUAAUGGUUGUCUUCUCUUCUCACGAACUCUCUAUUGAAAUUGAGGUCACUCCUGACGUCAUGAAUAUUCUUGUUCUGAUGGGAUCAAAAGCUUUAAGAAACAAUGUAGAAGGGUUGCUAGGUAACUAUAAUGGCAACAUAUCAGAUGACUUCAGAGCACGAGAUGGAACCAUAAUACCAACCAGUUCCAGUAUGGAGGACAUCCAUUAUAAAUUUGGUAAUACAUGGAGGGUUGCAGCGAAAGACAGUUUGUUUUCCAAGUCCUACAAACCAGCAACGCCAGAAGAAGACAAUUACCAACCAGUUUUCAUCGACAAACUGGAUGAAAACAACCUUCGAAAUGGCACCAUUAAGCUCUGUGGGGAUGUAGCACCUUGUCGAUUUGACUUUCAGGUUAUUGGGAAGCCAUCAGUUGCCUUGGCUAUAAAGAACUUUGUGGCUAAAUUUUCAGCCCUCAAAAAAGACAUAGAAAUUGAAAUUCGAUGUCCUUCAAUUGAGUUCUUGGAGAAUGGUAAUAUGACCAUCAGUGGUCAUUUACCAGGCGAUUAUGCCUUGUUCCAGUGUGACCCAGGCUUCACACAUUUCCAUGCCCACCAGCUGCUCUGUUCAUCAAAUGGCACUUGGAAUGGCACAGUGGCAAAAUGUCUCAAAAGUGUUGCAGACACAGGACAACCAGAGGUCUGGUACUACUGGGCAGGUGGUACCGGUGCCUUGCUAGCUCUCAUCCUGAUAUUCCUAAUUAUAUUUUUUAAAUGUCGAAGACCAUCAGUACGUCAAACGUUCAGGAAAGACGACGUACCUCUACCUCCCAUUGUACGCUUCCAUAAACCACCACAACCAAUUUUCACAAACUCUCUUUUCUUACAAAGUUUACAAAGACUACAUGAAGGAGGAGACUUCAGAAUUCCUCGACCGACCUUUAUAGACCCAAAAAUAUAUGAAGACUAUUUUUAGUUGUUUUUUUUUAUUAAUGAAAUAUAUAUAUAUAUAUAAUAUAUAUAUAUAUGUGUGUGUGUGUGUGUGUUUUGGUUGGUAGUUAAGAUGUGUAUAUUACAACUGUUAACCAAAACCCAUUUUAGUUCCUCCGAUCUCAAAUCAGCCCGUUCCCCUCCCCCCACCGCAAUUACUGUAUAAUAUUCAAAGGAGGGGGAGAUGUCUUCCAAUGUAGACAUUGUAUAAUAGUUACCAAAAAAGAGAUUUUUUUUUUUUCCCCACCUACUGAAACCAACAACCCCUCCCCCACCCUUUUUUUUUUUUUUUCCUUCCUUAGAUCUAUCAUUCAUUCAGGGAACUGCUCAGGAAUUGUUUUCCUUGCUACCAAAAUGUUCGCACUACUAACCAAAACCGUGAGGGAAAGGCAUCAAAGACUUUACAGUGUGCUGGGGAAUCUGUUGAGAUUUUUUCAUUAAAAAGGAUACAAGAAUCAAAAAAUAGAGAGAGAAAAAGGGGGAAAAGUUAUUGAUAAAAGUUGCUUCCCUACCCCAAUAACUCUUUUUCUCAGAACAAAUAUGAUUUAUAUGUAUGUAUAUGUAUAUAUCUAUAUGUAUAUAUAUGUAUGUAAAACAAAAAAAACAAAAAAAGAUUGCUGUCUUCUAAUGAAAUUUUCCUCCCAUUAGUAAAGUCACUUGAGAUUGAACCAAAGAACAGCUGAAUGACAGGAACCAAGCCCUGACAGCUCAUUGCUACAACUGCAUUAGAAGAAAGGUUUUUAAUUAGCAAUGAUUAUGAGAAUAACAAGUUACAGACUUAUCUGGAGUUUUAGACUAAUGAAGUUCAUUCAGUUACUUACAUACAUAUAUAUAUAUGGAUAUUAUAAUCACAAGCACAUGUGUACAUUAUAUAUAUAUAUAUAUAUAUAUAUAUAUAAUGUGUGCAACAACAUACACACUUUGCUGUAGCCCCCAGAAGUGACCCCUUUCCCUCACCGACACCCUCUCAGCUCACUUUUCAGAAGACAAACAAGCAGAAUGAGAAACAGGCAGACGAGACUCAAAAACCUGCUGCUAGUAUCAUUCAUUGGCAGGUAUUAAGGAUUAUCGCAUACCUGCACAUGUACAAAAACCUAUGUGCAGAUAUGUACAUGUACAUUUAUGUGUGUGCUUUUAGCAGAGCUAUGAUCAAAGGCAUUCCAGCCAUGGACAUCCUGUCUUUUGUGUGUGUGUGUGUAUCAGGGACUGCAUUGUCCAAUUUGUCUUUCUUUAAGACCGCUGAGUGUGAUUUGAUUCCUCGUUUCUUGUGAGAUGAGCAACCACAUUGAGGUUUUCUCCUUGGCUCAUAAUUCUGUGUGUGCCACCUCUAAAUCCUCUUCUCAUAUAUACCUUGUUGUAUACACAGAUUUUGUAAUAAAACACCUGCUUAGAUACAGGUGUGUAAAUGCAGAAUAAGAUGGUGGUGUGGCCGAAACAGGAAGCCAAACUAAAUCCAUUACUACAAUGUGUAGAAUUUGCCAACAUGGACCUGCUGCAUGGCUGGCCUUCUCCUUUUCCUUUCGACCCAGCUAACCUGGUUGAGUAUAAAUGUCCACUUUUCGAAAUGAGUGCCCAUCUGGCAGGAUGACGGCAUCAAAAUGUUGUCCAUUCCUGCAGCAGUACAAUCGCCAUUCCAUGGGCUCUUUGUUGUUAUCCGUUCACACACCUGAACGAUGUAGUGGAAUACUGCCAAGAGACAGCCAUAUCUAUCUAUCUCUAAGAACAUAAAUUUAGGCUCUAUGUUGCCAGAUGAGGGGUAAGCACUGUCUUGAUCCCCAUCAUCGUUCAUAGUCAUAUCGUGUGAAGGGUUCAAUAUAGAAGAGCUGUUUGUUAUUUAACACGUUGUCUCCCACACAGCCCAGCAGAAGGUUGUGAUGGAAUGUUUGCAAGACCCAAACGUCACUUCCAUAAUCUUUGCAUCACAUAUGAUAUGGUACCCAAAUCAAAAUUAAUCAAGAUAUUGUGCUGGUACCCUGGGACAAAACAAGAAAUGGGGCUCAGGAGCCAACAUGUUAAAUCAGCAGCAGUCUUGCUAUUUGAGUGUAUUCCUAGUUUUCGAAAGGCAUACCUUAUCCUUUACAUGUACUAAAAGGGGUUGGUGUUAGGAAGGGCAUCUGGUUAUAAAGCAUUACCUCCAAAAGUCCAACUCAUGGUAGUGUGGAAAAGCAGAGAUGGAAAUUUUGAUGAUGAUAUCACAGAAAUAUCCAGAGAGAUGCAAUCAUUCACACAAACAAAAUUAACCCUUUAGCAUUCAGAUUACUGUGUCAGAUAUGAUACUUAUUUAUUCACAGUUUUAAAUGAAUCUUGCGUUAUAGAUUUCGAUGAUGUGAUUGUUUAUUUUUAGAAUGAUAUUGUAGGGUAGGCAUGAGAGGUUGGAUCUGGUCAGUUUGAAGAUUAAACGGGUGGAAUAUUUGGGCCGAAUAUGGUCAGUAUAAAUGCUAAAGAGUUAAAAAAAAAAAAGUUCAGAGACAGUGUUGCAUAUUUGAAGCCAUAGCUGUACACAUUGAUACUCCCUUUAUACUCCUGCUUGUUUCUCUUUCUCUUCGUCCACUUGUACAUAAAUUCCUCUUAACAUUUCAUCCCCCCACUUCCUCACAUCACUCCACUAAAUACUCAUAUGGCACCCUUGUAAAAUAUUAAAAAAAAAACCUCUUCUUCUCUCCUUCACACUCAUAAGUCUAUGAAUUCAUUCUUGUAUUCUUUUAAUGGUCCCCACUACAUAUAUAUAUGUAUAUAUAUAUAUAUAUGUGUGUAUGUAUAUAUAUGUAUGUAUAUAUAUAU